This is a messenger RNA of Vidua macroura (Pin-tailed whydah), 1520 nucleotides long. Its product is annotated as zinc finger protein 239-like. Lineage: Eukaryota; Metazoa; Chordata; Aves; Passeriformes; Viduidae. The transcript has a single exon. The coding region runs from base 344 to 1504 and encodes 386 amino acids. The record is from RefSeq and is a predicted model, not a curated record.
CCCCACAUGCAGCAGGUGACUGUGGAGGGGGAUCCACGAUUUUCACGGGGGUGAAUCUUGGUGUUUCUGAGCUUUCUUGGGCUAAAUGUUGGUGCUUUGGUUUUAUGGGGCAGCUGAAUCUUUAUCUUUUGGAGGAGGUUUUUGCUGACUUGUGAUGUUUGGGGAGUUUUUGAACUGUGUCUUGAAGUCUGCAGGAUUUCUGGGCUGAAUCUUGGUGUUUUGGAGGUUCUUACAGAGACAAGAUUCCCGAGAUGAACUUGGGCAAGGAGGAGCCUCUAGUCCAAGGUACUCUCCUCUUGUUUUUUCCCCAAACCAGGAUUUGUCAUUCCCAGGGCGUGGCUGGAUGGAGGAGGAGGAAAAGCCCCAGAGAUCCUGCAGGAGGAGGUGCUGCAAACCCAGCCCAGGGAGCUGCGGGGAGGAAAGAGCCCCCCUGAGCCAGGAAGGCGGCCGGAGAUCCAGCCAUAGCUCGGAGCAGGUGGAGAAGGCUCAUGGCAGGGAGAAGCCACACAAGUGUUUGGAAUGUGGGCAGGGUUUCAGCCAGAGCUCCAAGCUGAUUGAGCACCAGAGGAUCCACACUGGGGAACGGCCCUACGAGUGUGGGGAGUGUGGGAAGAGUUUCAGACAGCGCUCCACCCUGAUCGACCACCAGAGGAUCCACACUGGGGAGCGACCUUAUGAGUGUGGGGAGUGUGGGAAGAGCUUCAGACAACGCUCCACCCUGAUCCAGCACCAGAGGAUCCACACUGGGGAGCGGCCCUACGAGUGCUUGGAAUGUGGGAAGGGUUACAGCCAGAGAUCCAAGCUGAUCCAGCACCAGGUGAUCCACACUGGGGAACGGCCCUACGAGUGCUUGGAAUGUGGGAAGGGUUUCAGCCACAGCUCCCACCUGGUCCGGCACCAGAGGAUCCACACUGGGGAACGGCCCUACACCUGCUUGGAAUGUGGGAAGGGUUUCAGCCAGAGCUCCCACCUGGUCCAGCACCAGGUGGUCCACACUGGGGUACAGCCCUACGAGUGUGGGAAGUGUAGGAAGAGCUUCAGAGACAGCUCUGGCCUGAUCCGGCACCAGGUGAUCCACACCGGGGAACGGCCCUACGAGUGUGGGGAUUGUGGGAAGAGCUUCAUAGACAGGUUUGGCCUGAUCCGGCACCAGGUGAUCCACACAGGGGAAGGGCCCUACACCUGCUUGGAAUGUGGGAAGAGCUUUAGGUGUAUCUCAGACCUGAGAACCCACCAGCGCAUCCACACUGGGGAGAGGCCCUACGAGUGUCCCCAGUGUGGGAAGAGGUUUCAGACCAGCUCCGCUCUCCUCAGACAUGAGCGGAUUCACACAGAUGAGAGGCCCUUCCGCUGCCCCGACUGCGGGAAGGGCUUCAAGCACAACUCCAACCUCACCAAGCACCGGCGCAUCCACACCGGGGAGAGGCCCUACGAGUGUGGGGAGUGUGGGAAGAGCUUCUCCACGAGCUCAAACUUGACCAAACACCAGCGGAGGUGCCAGUAAGGGAAGCCCUGUGAGU